Molecule: messenger RNA, 720 nt
Organism: Arctia plantaginis
Lineage: Eukaryota; Metazoa; Arthropoda; Insecta; Lepidoptera; Erebidae
Source: the annotation of a GenBank genome assembly
AUGUUUUGUGGUAGCGCUUCAGGUGAGCUGAUGCCCCCGUACGUAGUGUACAAAUCGCAGAAGUUAUGGGAUACAUGGACCGAGAAUGUUCCCAAAGGAUGCCAUUACAGCAACUCUCCUUCAGACGAUCCUGAUGGUAGCUUUUUAGAGCCCAACAGCCCAGAGGAGAGUAAUCAUCCACCUCGACCAGAAACGAGAUUCAAAGAUGUGAGACGUGAGAAAGAGUCAUUUGUGGUAGUAAAAUAUGAUGAGAAACUGUACCCUGGUCUCAUUAUCGACUUCGAUGAGAAAGGAGCAACUGUCGAUGCAAUGACUAAGUCCUUAAAAUCCUGGAAAUGGCCACAGAAAAAAGACAUUAACCUCUAUGAGUGGGAAAAUGUCCUUGGGAGCAUUGACCCUCCAAAAAUUAUCUCUCGGCUAGGUUUUUUGGCGAGGUUCUCUCGGAGAGCUUGCUGUUAUGACUCGUCUGACUCCAGUAGUAGCGAUUCAGAUGACGCAGAACCAAAGAAAAAAUCUCGUAACAGUAACGUUUCGUCUAGUUCAGAUGAUUCAGAUAAGGCGGAACCAAAGAAAAAAUCUCGUAAAACUAACGCAACGUUAGUUCAGAUGAUUCAGAUAACUUUUCUGAUGAGCUGUUUGUGGAAUAAUUCACGUAAAACUAACUCACAAUUUGGUGAUAAAGUCAAUUCCAAAAAAGAUGAGCCUUUGGGAGAUGAAUGA